This is a messenger RNA of Fusarium proliferatum ET1, 1365 nucleotides long. RefSeq lists its product as uncharacterized. Bases 1 to 1365 code for a protein of 454 amino acids. The record is from RefSeq and is a predicted model, not a curated record. NCBI's taxonomy places the organism in Eukaryota, Fungi, Ascomycota, Sordariomycetes, Hypocreales, Nectriaceae. The transcript has a single exon.
AUGCUCUUAUUUUGGGCUGGCAACUUUCAAGCCGCUCGGUGGAAGGGCCAGCCAGUACUUUUCUCCUUUGAGGGAGCUCACAACAGCUUGCACGGGCACGGCCACGGUCAUCAUACCUUUCUCGACCAAAACUAUCAGAAUAUUCGUGAGCUUCGCGCUGGAAACCAUAUGCUCUCGGAUAAACAUGAGUUCAUAGUCCUCAACGAAACUACGGCUCUCUUUCAGAUUUACCAACCUGUGCAGAAGAAUCUGAGGCGCUACGGUGGUACUGAUAAGCAGACUUGGAUCGUUGAUGCCCGCUUCCAGGAAAUGGAUAUCGAGUCUGGAGAGGUCCUGUUUGAGUGGGCAAGCUUAGAUCACGUUUCACCCGACGAAACAGCACUACCACUGCCUUUGGGACAGGCUGGAAUCGGCCACAACAGCUCCACGGCAUGGGACUAUUUCCACAUAAAUUCCAUUACCAAAGGAGACGAUGGUCAUUACCUGCUCUCGGCCAGACACGCCUCGACUAUCUACAAGAUCAAUGGCACUGAUGGGUCCAUUAUAUGGCGCCUCGGGGGGCGUUUCUCCGACUUUACCCUUGGUGAUAACGUUACCUUUGGCUUUCAGCAUCACGCACGCUAUCUAAAGGGCGGGUCAGGGGAGUCAACUGAAAUCAUUUCGCUCUUCGACAACUCCGUUUAUGGGUCGGAAUCGGCUGGUGGUGGCGACAAGGAGGUUCACCUAUAUCCAUACUCGCGUGGCAAAUAUAUCAAGCUUGACCAUGCUGCACACACUGCUACUCUUGAGCUCGCCUUCCUCCCGCCACAGGGUCCUAUACUCUCAAAAUCACAAGGGUCUUUGCAGACUUUGCCAAAUGGGAAUGCUUUGAUCAAUUGGGGCUCUGAAGGUCAGAUCACCGAGUACUCUUCCAACGGCGAGUCUGUCUUUCAUGCGUUCCUCGAUAGUGGCUUACUGCAGGAUAAACUUCAAAAUUAUCGCGCGUUCCGCUAUAACUGGACAGGCUACUCACCAGAGACGUUGGUGGUGCUUGCUGAGGAGGGUGAGGCCGGGGAAGUGAAUGCUUAUGUGAGUUGGAACGGUGAUACACACACGGUAGCCUGGAGAGUGUCUUGGAGCGAGCGAAUUGGUUGGGUAACGAUUAGAAAGACGCAAACCCACCCAAAGUCUGGCUUUGAAACAGUAAUCAAGCUGACCAAGGCCUCUUCCUCUAUGGGUCCAGUCUUUGUCGAAGCCUUGGGUGCAGACGGGCAAGUUCUGCAGGCUUCUAAGAGUAUACGCACCGAGCUGGCUUACUGGCUAGAACCGGAGGCCGUUGAGUCAACAAAGCCUCAGAAGCAGGUAACGUUGAAUGCGGACCUGUGA